CGCUUUUUCAUCAAUUCGACUUGAUCGUUUUGAUUAACACUGCCCUCGUUUGAAUAAGAAAAAAAAAGGAGGGGAAGAAGCGCGUAAGAAAGAAGAUCACCUCAAAAUAAAAAUACCAAACGAAAAGUGCACAGAAAAGAACGCCAUGACAGCACACGAUAUUGCAGACUGCCUCGCGAGCCUCGCAGAGUGCCGGUCGCUGUGCCUGCAAACGGUGGUGGAUUGUUUGAAGCAUGGCGGAUUGCUGGCGUCGCUGCCGCACAUCCGCGCAAUGAACGACUGCACCGAGUUGUGCGGCACCACCUCGGCGCUCCUCCUCCGCGAGUCUCCGCUUGCUGGGCACUUGUGCGCCAUGACGUCCGAGGCGUGCCAGCUAUGCGUCAUUGAUUUGAAAGCGUUCGGUGAUAACAUGACACCCAUGAUGCGCAACGUCGUGGCAGUGUGCCAGAAAACGCAAACGCGGACGCUGGCACUCUUCCGCUUCACGCAGUCCGCAGCCGCAGCCGCGCGUUCCCAAACGCAAUUGCAGGAAUACGACCCGCACCACCAUGGGAAUGCAAUUCCCGGCGCAGUGCCCGGCGCAACCCCUUCCGCCCCGCCGACGAAUCUUGCUCCUCCUGCCAUUCCCGCCAAAUCCGUCCAGUCGCCGCCCCAGGCCAAGAUUCUUUCACCGGAGCCGGCGGUCGCUUCGAUCGGGAGCCCCAAGCGCGACAAGCGAACCAGCGAGGCCAUGGCCACAGGCAUGCGGACGGACUGAUGCUUGGGACUCGCUGCCAAAAACGAAAGCAAACGCGCAGUCCGGCAUACUUUACGGGUUGGAGAUUGUGCUGGGGUUGAGUGUACGAAAUACACCGAAACUGCACCUAUAUUGCAAA
This is a messenger RNA of Capsaspora owczarzaki ATCC 30864, 875 nucleotides long. RefSeq lists its product as hypothetical. Lineage: Eukaryota; Filasterea; Ministeriida; Capsasporidae. The record is from RefSeq and is a predicted model, not a curated record. Bases 146 to 757 code for a protein of 203 amino acids. The transcript has a single exon.